UUAAAAUGAUAGUCAUACAAUUGUUGAUCGCUGCCAGUUUAAUUCUUUGGAUCCGUUUUCUAUGGAGUCGACGCAAAUUAUACAUGUUGAUGAUGCAGUUGCCGGGAAGAAUGGGACUCCCUUUACUUGGAAAUUCCGUAAGAUAUCUUAUAAUUAGCAGGGGCAGAAUGAGUUCAAGAACCACGUACAUGGAUAAGCACGGCUCCACAUACAUGGCCUGGAUAGGCACAACUCCAAUUGUGAUAACACGAGAUCCAAAGAUUGCCGAAAAAGUCCUCACGUCACCCUUCUGCAUCAACAGAAGUUCUCAGACAACUAAUGCUCUCGCACUUUCUAUGGGAUACGGACUGCUGACAUUACAGGGAUCCAAGUGGAUGGCGCGACGCAAGCAUAUGAAUCCCGCAUUUAAACAUAGUGUGUUGCUCAGCUUUCUUCCCAUUUUCAAUGCUGAAACGGAUUUACUGGUUAGCGUUUUUGACUCCUUUGUUGGUCAAGGUGAAAAAGAUGUCCUUUCAGACCUCAUAAGAUGGUCAUUUGCCAUAGCUACUCAAACCACAUUGGGAACCGAUGUUACGAAAGAUGAUAAUUUCGAAAACGACGCAAUAUUAAAAACCUAUCAGUCGAUGUUGCGACUGACCAUCAUAAAUAUUUUCGUGCCCUUUGUGCAAAAUAAAAUUGUUUCCAAACUCUUCGGACUUGAAUGGCUGCGAAGAAGAGACGCUUCUGCCAUUAAUAAAAUGAUAAACAACAUUCUGGACAAAAAGCUAAAUUCAAACCCAGAAAAUUAUUGCGAGUCAGAACUAAAGACUGUUAUACACAGGGCGAUUGAACUUUUUCGUAAUGACGAAAUGUCCUUAAUGGAGUUAGGUGCCGAAUGCAGCAGUAUGGUUCUCGCUGCUUUCGAGACAAGCGCCCACACAGUGUAUUAUGCCCUCGUUUUGCUGGCCAUGUUUCCUGAACAUCAGGAAAUGGUCUUCAAUGAGAUUAAGGAGCACUUCCCUUUGGCCAAAGGAAUCGAGGUUACCCACACCGAUCUUCAACAAUUGGUUUAUUUAGAUCGCGUUUUGAAUGAAACCCUGCGAUUGAUGCCAUCCGUUCCGUUCAGCUCGAGGGAGACACUGGAGGACUUGCGGCUAUCAAAUGGAGUUGUCAUCCCCAAGGGAAUGACUAUCAGCAUAGACAUAUUUAACACUCAACGCAACACUGAUUAUUGGGGCUCAGAAGCAGCGCAGUUCAAUCCCGAAAACUUUCUGCCGGAAAAAAUCCACGACAGGCAUCCAUACGCCUUCAUUCCAUUUUCAAAGGGAAAGAGAAAUUGCAUAGGCUGGCGAUAUGGACUGAUGUCUUCGAAACUAGCUUUAGUCAAGAUACUCAGAAACUACAAGCUAAAAACCAGCUUUCCCUACGAAAAUCUGGAAUUCGUUGACCACAUGGUCAUAAAGCUUGCUCAGUCACCACAACUGGCAUUCGAACGACGAACUUUAUAACAUAACUUUCUUAUUUUGAAAAUUCUAUUAUAUUGGCUUUAAGAAUUCUUUUUAUACAGCCAUCACAAAUAAAACGGUUUGGUAGUUUUG
Drosophila melanogaster (fruit fly) is the source of this 1577-nucleotide messenger RNA. RefSeq names its product cytochrome P450 313a2 (gene Cyp313a2). Gene Ontology annotation, cellular component: endoplasmic reticulum membrane. Lineage: Eukaryota; Metazoa; Arthropoda; Insecta; Diptera; Drosophilidae. The coding region runs from base 6 to 1487 and encodes 493 amino acids. The transcript is spliced from 7 exons. Gene Ontology annotation, molecular function: monooxygenase activity; oxidoreductase activity, acting on paired donors, with incorporation or reduction of molecular oxygen; iron ion binding. The record is from RefSeq and is marked reviewed.